CGUAACUUCUAAGGAGUUGAUCUGGUGGUAUUGUGGCUUCUGGGGAUGAAACAUUCAUCAAAACUUAAGACUAACAACCAGCGAAUAAAAAACAGUCAAGAGAAACAAGAGCACGGGAGAAAGACACAGCUAGGCUUUCUGCUAGAUAUAGAAAACUGAGGAAAAUUAUAUGGAUAUUUUGGCACUAGCACAGUGGUGUAGGAGCUGCAUGUCACAUGUGACAUCCAUGGUUCGAAUCCUGCCUCCUCCCUCAUUCUGAACCCGUUUCUCUGUCGUCACCGUCCCAUUGUUCUUCUCUUCUUCGCGAUGAGGGUAGCUUCUUCCCUUUUGCACAUCUGGAACUUCACUCUUUCCCUCUCCCUUCUCAACUCCCCUCCACUCCCUUCUCCAGUUUUCCCACCACCUCCCACUCCUUCUCCUCCGCAGGAAAUUGUUCUCUCCCACAACGCCAACUCCACAUCCCUACCCUCUACGAUUCCCUCACAUCCCUCCUCCCUAUACGUGCUCUCCUCGGGGAAAUCCGGCAACCAGUCCGGAAUGUGCUUCCCCCUCAGCCGGGCACCCGAGCACGGCGGCGCCGGAGACGAUCCCGAACCGUCCGCCCUCGGAAUCGGCUUCGCAAAGGGGAUCUCGUCGAUAGUAUUCAAGAAACGCUGCGCGUCUUUCACCACGCUCGAUCUCACCAGACAGCAGCCGCGGGGAUCGGACGCCCCGGCGAAUCCCCGCGCCGAUUCGAGCUCGUGGAGGGCGUUGACGACGUCGAAGGCAUUCGAUUCGGUGCGAUUGCUGUCGCCGGAGUAGGACGCCGCCGCCUUGGCUAGGGUUUUGAGGUAAAGACCCGCCACGCGGGUUAGGGUUUCGAGGGCCGGGCCCUCCGCCGACUUGAAACCGACCGAUUGGCAGACCUGCGCGACUGCGAUUCUGGCGAUCCCGUUUGCGCAGUCCGAGGGAUUGCUCUCGGGAGUAGGUGGAGGCAGAGCAGCAGCGGCGGGGGCGGAGGGGGUUUUUGGGUGGCGGAGGGACGAUCUGGUCCUCAUGGCGGGAUUGGAAGCUUCAUCUGAAAAGGAGAUGGCGUUGCUGAGAGAGAUUGGCUCUGGGGUGACGGCUCUUUUCUAAAACCCUUAACAAUGGCUGGCUGCUGUCCGCCG
Molecule: messenger RNA, 1148 nt
Organism: Linum tenue
Lineage: Eukaryota; Viridiplantae; Streptophyta; Magnoliopsida; Malpighiales; Linaceae
Source: the annotation of a GenBank genome assembly